Messenger RNA from Phyllotreta striolata, 2100 nucleotides. Lineage: Eukaryota; Metazoa; Arthropoda; Insecta; Coleoptera; Chrysomelidae. The record is from the annotation of a GenBank genome assembly.
AUGAAUAGAAUACAUUCGUCCAUAUUAGCCCUCGUCAUGUGCAUUUUUCUGAUACAGGCCACCGAUCCGCCCUACGAGAAACCCACUGGAAAUUUCGUCAAUUUCUUCCGAAUGAAAAUGCCGGCGGUGAUUUUCGCGCCUUUCCUCACCGACGAAGCGGAAAGGAAGACCAUAUCAGACAGGCAAUUUCUCAGCACUGAAUUACAACCCCCGACGAUGGACCCCCAGGAGCUGCGGCCACCAGAACUCGACAACUUCAACAACAAUUACAAUAACAACAACAAUAACAACAACAACGGCAACAAUAACAACAACCCCGGAGUGUAUUCUACAUUGCAGGAUUACGAUUACGUCAGUAGUCAAGAUAAUCCUACUGAUAAUUUGAAACUGCCACUAUACCCUCCGAUACAUCCGGCGCCUGCUACUAGUCCUGGUGCGAAUACAAACGAGAAUAUUGGCGAAGUUUCGAAUUGGUCGGAUGACUCACCGAAAAACUCCAGCGAGGAAAGAUUGCCCAACAAGUACGAGGAAUUAAUCGAGCAGGAUUUUAUUAAACCUCUUUUGAAACUCUACGAGAAAGUCAUCCAUCAAGACGACAAUUCCUCGCAAGUUGCACAGAAUUCGACGGACUACAACAGAAAGGAAUCUUCGCAGUUAAAUGCUAUAAACAGCCUUAUCAAAAGUCCUCUCAGAAGGGACGAUGUAGACGUUGUAGAGAACCACAGGAAAGAGCACAUUGGCGAAAUUCUGCCGGUAGACCCGCGACAUAAUUUCAUCCAACACAGACUAUCAAGAACAAACGAAUAUACUCACGGGGUUCCCAUCGUCUUUCCCUCGGAAGUAGCUCCUGAAAUCGAGGGCUUCAGGGGCUCCCGCUCGGGGCUUACAUUCUUAGAGCACUUUCGCGUGCCCAGGAGGUACAAUAAGUACAGAGAGGUGUUCUUCGAUCCUUCGGCUAGGUACCAAACGGCUUGGUCGCCCAGGAGGCCCAGGGUGAUAUUUCCGACGGAUCAAGUAGCCUUUAGGGAUCCGGUGCAGAGCCAGGAACUGGAUGCCGAAUGGUUAGCUGGUGAUAACAGCUUGCAGGAUUUGCAGGAGCAAGACGUCAGAGAUAGAGGCAUGCAGGUGACCUGCGCGCCGGGCGCAACUUGCGAAUUUUUUAUUACCUGCUGGUUAUCGGGAGGUUUGCUGGACCAGCAAUGCGACGGUUUGUUUCGAGGAUGCUGUUUCAGAGGCAGAGUCGCCAAGAUUGGACGAAACGGAUAUCCGACCGUUGGGACUAUCGAAGCGCCUCCCGAAACAGCUAAAAAUCAGAUCGGUACCAACGAUCUGGACCUUCGAUGUGGUGUUUCCUCUCAAAGACAAGCACAAAGGAGGAUUGUCGGUGGAGAAGAAGCAGGAUUUGGAACGUUCCCAUGGCAAGCUUACAUUCGAAUAGGAUCUUCAAGGUGUGGAGGAUCUCUGGUUAGCAGGAAGCAUGUGGUAACAGCUGGACAUUGCGUAGCAAGAGCAACGCCGAGACAGGUUCAUGUCACCCUGGGCGAUUAUGUUAUCAAUUCGGCGGUGGAGCCUCUUCCUGCUUACACCUUCGGAGUCGUGAACAUUCAGGUCCACCCGUACUUCAAAUUCACCCCCCAAGCGGACCGGUUCGACGUGGCGGUGCUCCGGCUGGACCGCGCCGCUCACAAUUUACCCCACAUCGUGCCCAUCUGCCUGCCCCCGCACGGCGAAAACUUCCUCGGCGAGGCCGGAGUCGCCGCCGGCUGGGGCGCCCUCAGCCCGGGCUCCAGGCUCCGGCCCCAAACCCUCCAAGCCGUCAAAGUGCCCGUGAUAGACAACAAGCAGUGCGAGAGGUGGCACAGGUCGAAGGGCAUCUCGGUGACGAUCUACGACGAGAUGAUGUGCGCCGGGUACAAGAACGGCGGCCGCGACAGCUGCCAGGGCGACUCCGGCGGGCCGUUGAUGCUGCAAAAGGCCGGCAGAUGGUUCCUCAUCGGCAUCGUUUCGGCGGGAUACUCUUGCGCGCAACCCGGACAACCCGGAAUCUAUCACAGGGUCGCGCAUACGGUCGAUUGGAUUAGCAGGGCGAUCGGGAGUUAA